GGUUGCGCUGUUUCUCAAGAUCAAGCAAGAUAACAUUUAACUUUACCUCCACCAUUUCCGCCUUCCUCCUACGAAUUAAAGCCGCCCAAGUGCUACACGAGCAUACACAACUUGCCCAACGACAUACCCCAUUCCAUUAAAUCUCAUUCACAACCACAAUCACAUUCACGUUUCAACAUGGCUGCUCGAGGUCCACCAGGUUCCCGUGCUGGAAACUCACGAUUUGCGCAGUUUAAAUUGGUGUUACUUGGGGAGUCUGCCGUUGGAAAGAGUUCAUUGGUUUUACGAUUUGUCAAGGAUCAAUUCGAUGAUUACCGCGAGAGUACUAUUGGCGCUGCAUUUUUAACUCAAACCAUCUCCCUCGACGAAAACACCACAGUCAAAUUCGAGAUAUGGGAUACCGCAGGACAGGAGAGAUACAAGUCGCUAGCGCCCAUGUAUUAUCGAAAUGCCAACUGUGCUGUUGUUGUUUAUGAUAUCACACAAGCUGCCUCAUUGGAUAAAGCCAAAUCUUGGGUGAAAGAACUUCAACGACAAGCAAACGAAAACAUCAUCAUUGCCUUGGCCGGAAACAAGCUCGAUUUAGUUACGGAGCAACCGGAUAAACGUGCUAUUACUACUGAAGACGCUUCGAAUUAUGCCAAAGAAGCCGGUUUACUAUUUUUCGAAACUUCCGCUAAGACAUCUGAGAACGUAAGGGAAUUGUUCACGGCAAUUGCAAAGAAAUUACCAUUGGAUCAAGCCGGCCCAAGAAAUCCAAGAGCUGGUGGUCCAAGGGGAACGGGUGUUGAUCUUAGGCCCGAAGCGCCAGGAACACAAGCAGGCCCAGGAUGUGCUUGUUAAAGAAACUCUGUGAUGAAUAUGUGGUGGAGCAUGGGACAUAUUGGGUGGAAUGAACCUUUGAUACCAAGAAUGAGCUAUUGUCGGGACUUUCCACAAAUAGUGUUCCUUUUCGAACAAGAUUGCUUGGUUGAGGGCAGCAUACAUGUGGCCACUUCAACAUUUACGAAAGCAAUCGUUUUUUAAUACCUUGAUGUCUCUAAAUUCUCGUAGGAAGGGGUUUGAUGUGCAGCAGAUUUCUGCUUGCCAGGCGUGAGGGUUUUCCUUGUUUUUUUCCUUUUGAUGAACUAGUUCUUCGGCAUUUGGGAUGUACGAUAUGCAAUAGAACCAUGCAUUUAAAACAAUAUUUUUUUCAUUGCACAAGAAUAUGUGCUUAAAGAUUGAUCACCCAUAGGAACUGUUUCAAUACUCAUAAAUCA
Botrytis cinerea B05.10 is the source of this 1259-nucleotide messenger RNA. RefSeq lists its product as hypothetical. Gene Ontology annotation, molecular function: GTPase activity; GTP binding. Lineage: Eukaryota; Fungi; Ascomycota; Leotiomycetes; Helotiales; Sclerotiniaceae. Bases 178 to 843 code for a protein of 221 amino acids. The transcript is spliced from 6 exons. The record is from RefSeq and is a predicted model, not a curated record.